Messenger RNA from Dermatophagoides farinae (American house dust mite), 671 nucleotides. It is a transcript of the gene RpS16, whose product is annotated as ribosomal protein S16. Gene Ontology annotation, biological process: maturation of SSU-rRNA from tricistronic rRNA transcript (SSU-rRNA, 5.8S rRNA, LSU-rRNA); translation. Gene Ontology annotation, cellular component: cytosolic small ribosomal subunit; ribosome. The record is from RefSeq and is a predicted model, not a curated record. NCBI's taxonomy places the organism in Eukaryota, Metazoa, Arthropoda, Arachnida, Sarcoptiformes, Pyroglyphidae. Gene Ontology annotation, molecular function: structural constituent of ribosome; RNA binding.
UUGAGUGUUUUUGUGUCUUUUUGUCCGGUUUUUUACGAAUUUUUUAUCAAAAAUUUUUGAUCAUUUUAAUCUAAAAAAAACAAAAUGCCAGAAACGAAAGAUCCAACCUAUUCAGUCCAGGUAUUUGGACGCAAAAAAACAGCAACAGCCGUUGCUUAUUGUAAAACUGGCCGUGGUUUAAUCAAUGUAAAUGGCCGACCAUUGGAUAUGAUUCAACCACAAAUGUUGAAAUAUAAACUUUUGGAACCAAUUCUAUUAUUGGGACAAGAUAAAUUCGCACAGGUCGAUAUUCGUGUACGUGUACGUGGUGGUGGUCAUGUUGCUCAGAUCUAUGCCAUUCGUCAAGCAAUUUCACGAGCAUUGGUUGCUUAUUAUCAAAAAUAUGUGGAUGAAUCAUCGAAAAAAGAGAUAAAAGACAUCCUAAUUCAACAUGAUCGUUCAUUAUUGGUAAGCGAUCCACGACGUAUGGAACCGAAAAAAUUCGGCGGUCCUGGUGCACGUGCUCGUUACCAGAAAUCUUAUCGUUAAAAUUACACAAACACACCAUAUGACAUACACAACAUUGAUUUUUUUGCAACAAAACAAAAUUCACACCCAAAAUGUUUAUCAUGUCAUUUUUAUCUAUGUCAGCGAUAAACUAAACAAUAAAAAAAAUGAAAAUUUCACACUUA